AGGUGUUUAUUGAAAAACACGGAUUAUUAAAAUUGUAUAGCUCUUUACUUCUCUCUAGAUAUUGUAAUUUUCCUUCAGUUCUACGGGUCUUGUAAAAUACGCUUUUGCCCAGCCGGCGGGUUAGCGCCGUCUCUUGUUAUCACGUCGAAUCUGGGAGGGCGUCGGGUGCGGGCCAGCGUGAGGUUGGGUCAGGAAAGUAGUAUACCCACCCGAAGCAUCGUUCGUGCCAGGCACCCCUGACUGAGCCCCGGGCGCCCACUCCACCGCCACCAUGGCCAAGAACACGGCCAACUCGACGUUCCGCAAGAUCGACGUGGACCAGUACAACGAGGACCUGUACCGCGAGGAGGAGGGCGGCGAGGCGGCGGCCGGGCCGGACGAGGCGCAGCUGCAGCAGAUGCUGGCCGCGGGCCGCACCGGCGACGCCCUCCAGUACGUGCUGCAGCUGGCGCCGGCCGGCAGCCGGAGCCAGCCGGCCAAGGACGCGGCGCUGCAGGCCGUCAUGCGCGUGCUGACCGCCUUCCGCACGGCCGAGAUGGAGCCGGCCGUGCGCGCGCUCAGCCAGGAGCAGGCCGACCUGCUCAUGAAGUACGUGUAUCGCGGCUUCGAGGUGCCCUCCGAGGGCAGCAGCGGCCACCUGCUGGCCUGGCACGAGAAGCUGUACGGCGUCGGCGGCGUCGGGUGCAUCGUGCGCGUACUCACCGACCGGAAGCGGGUGUGAGUGCCGCCCGGCCGCGCCAGGGAACAGGCGGACGACCCAGGCGUGGCGAGCGAGGCUUCCGGAUCGCGUCGUCGUCCCGGCGGUGGGUGAUCAGGCCACCGACCGGGGGCGGGGCGCCGCCCGAGUCCCGCAGCGGAGGCCCGCGGCCGGUGUCGGCCGCUGGCAGCAGAGUGGCAGAAAAGCGGGCAGGGCGGCGCGCUGCCGCACCCGAUUCGCUGUUAUUCCCUCAGCUCCAGUUGUUAUUACACUGCUUAUGAUGCGUAUGUGCCGGACCAUGAUUUAUGUGGCUUUUAUAUAAUAAACGAUUUAUUUCGGACUGUG
Pollicipes pollicipes is the source of this 1042-nucleotide messenger RNA. RefSeq names its product Actin-related protein 2/3 complex, subunit 5 (gene Arpc5). Lineage: Eukaryota; Metazoa; Arthropoda; Thecostraca; Pollicipedomorpha; Pollicipedidae. Gene Ontology annotation, cellular component: Arp2/3 protein complex; actin cytoskeleton. The transcript is spliced from 3 exons. Gene Ontology annotation, biological process: Arp2/3 complex-mediated actin nucleation; regulation of actin filament polymerization. The record is from RefSeq and is a predicted model, not a curated record. Bases 272 to 721 code for a protein of 149 amino acids.